AUGUGGGGAUCGGUUCGUAUCGGUUUAUCCGGAUUGAAAAUUCCGUAUACGAGAGGAGGCUAUCCACGCCAAGGAUCAAACUGUUGUGCCUUCACUCACACUGCAACUUCCAGCUCAAGGCGUUUUUUCGGUUUUGGUUUCCCGAUCUUGAGCUCUGCGGUAAAAAUGGCGGAUUCAUCGUCACUACUGUACAAUCAGCUCAAGGUUGCUGAGCCGUUUUUCUUGUUGGCUGGUCCAAAUGUGAUCGAAUCUGAAGAGCAUGUGCUUCGAAUGGCUAAAAGCAUAAAAGACAUUGCGACAAAGCUUGGCUUGCCUCUGGUUUUCAAGUCAAGUUUCGAUAAAGCUAACAGAACUUCAUCAAAGUCCUUCCGAGGUCCUGGCAUAGCUGAGGGCUUGAAGAUUCUUGAGAAGGUGAAAGUAGCAUAUGAUAUACCAAUCGUAACCGAUGUGCAUGACUCGAGCCAGUGUGAAGCGGUUGGCAAGGUUGCAGAUAUAAUUCAGAUACCAGCAUUCUUAUGUCGCCAGACAGAUCUUCUGGUCGCAGCAGCUCAAACUGGCAAGAUUAUCAAUAUUAAGAAAGGACAAUUUUGUGCAUCUUCUGUCAUGGCAUAUUCGGCUGAGAAGAUUAGACUCGCAGGGAAUCCGAAUGUGAUGGUUUGUGAAAGAGGAACCAUGUUUGGAUACAAUGAUUUAAUAGUAGAUCCACGAAAUUUUGAAUGGAUGAGAGAAGCGAAUUGUCCUCUACUCCGUUUCUUCACCGACACCGGCUAA
This is a messenger RNA of Microthlaspi erraticum, 771 nucleotides long. The record is from the annotation of a GenBank genome assembly. Lineage: Eukaryota; Viridiplantae; Streptophyta; Magnoliopsida; Brassicales; Brassicaceae.